AGUCCAGCAGCAACUUCAUAACCGCUUGGUCGCGAUUUUGAAAGUUAGAAGCGAAAUAGUCGCGUCAGUCAUGGUUUGCGGAGGGAUACGGGAAAAUUUGGACUUUUUGACUUACAAACUUGUACAGACUACGAAAGGAAAGUGAGCUGUAAACGUGAUUAAAUGGCAUUUGGGGUCAGUACAGCGACUCUACUGGACUGUCAGUUUUUAUACUGGAGAAGUGGAUCGUUUGGAUUGUUACGCUAAUCACAUCGCUGGAAUACGAAGGAGAUUUUUUAUUUUUUUAUUUACCUGAUUUGGAUUUAACUCCAAAAGUAGUGUAUUAAGAGGAUACAGAAAUGGGUAAUAUAGAAAGUGUGGACGGUCAGUCGGAGAUGAAGCAUCACAUUAUGCCUCUAAAGGUGCCAAUGCCGGACCCGACCGAGCUGGAGGAGAAGUUUGCCAUUGUUUUGAACUCUAUGAACUUACCGCCAGACAAAGCUCGGCUCCUCAGGCAGUAUGACAACGAGAAGAAGUGGGACCUGAUUUGUGACCAGGAGAGGUUUCAAGUGAAGAAUCCACCUCACACAUACAUCCAGAAAAUACGAGGAUAUUUAGACCCCGGCGUCACCAGAAAGAAGUUUCGCAGGAGGGUACAGGAGUCUACCAAAGUCUUAAGGGAGCUGGAAAUAUCCCUGAGAACAAACCACAUUGGUUGGGUCAGGGAGUUCCUCAACGAUGAGAACAGAGGUCUUGACGUCCUGGUGGAGUACCUCUCCUUCGCCCAGUGUGCUGUCAUGUUGGAUUUUGAGGGGCUGGAGAACGGGGAGGAUGGCUUCUUGGACAAGGCUAAAUCUUGGAGCAGGUCCAUAGAGGAUUUGCAUCAUAUGAGCACUCAGCCCUUCUGCAACACACUGGUGCGCUCUGCCCGCCAGUCUGUCCUUCGCUAUGGCUCAGUCUCCAGCAGCAAAACCAUCAAGAACUCCCGACUUGUCAGCCAAAAGGAUGAUGUGCAUGUGUGCAUCAUGUGCUUGAGAGCCAUUAUGAACUACCAGUAUGGCUUCAAUAUGGUCAUGUCUCACGCGCACGCUGUCAAUGAAAUUGCCCUCAGCUUGAACAAUAAGAGCUCACGGACAAAAGCCUUGGUCCUUGAACUGCUGGCUGCCGUCUGCCUUGUCCGAGGAGGUCACGAGAUCAUCCUGUCAGCAUUUGACAACUUCAAAGAGGUCUGUAAAGAAAAGCAUCGUUUUGAGCGACUGAUGGAUUACUUUCGCAGUGAAGAAGGAAACAUCGAUUUCAUGGUUGCUUGCAUGCAGUUCGUCAACAUUGUGGUCCAUUCAGUGGAAGACAUGAACUUCAGAGUCCACCUGCAGUAUGAAUUCACCAAGCUGGGACUGGAUGACUACCUGGAGAAAUAUAAACACACAGAGAGUGACAAGCUGUCAGUGCAGAUCCAGGCCUACCUGGACAACGUGUUUGAUGUGGGUGGUCUUCUGGAAGACGCAGAGACCAAGAAUGCAGCACUGGAGAAGGUGGAGGAGCUGGAAGAGCACCUGUCUCAUGUGACCGAGAAGCUUCUGGAGGUUGAAAAUGAAACAAUGAUGAAGGUGGCUGACUUGGAGAAGGUUGUCCUCCAGAAGGAUAAGGAUCUUCAAGCAAUACGGGAGACGAAUGAGUCGACCAACACGCAGGUCAACACCCUGAGGAGGGUGAUCAAGGAGAAGGACGCUGCCUUCCAAAGGCAUUUCAACAUCGAGCGGCGGCUGCUGGAACUGGAGCAGCAAGGCACGAUCCGACUGCACAAAAAACCCGAUGGAGACAUUGCCAUCGAGCCGCUUGGAGUCGGGGGGGUGGUUGGCGCGGUAGGAAGCGGCGGCCUUGGCAUCCCCCUGGCUGACAUUGGGGCGCUAUCUUUGUGUUCGACGUCGUCCCUAACGGAACCGGGAGGACCAGACCCAAGUUUGCCUCCAGCAAGUGAAGCUCCACCCCCACCUCCUCCACCGCCACCGCCUCCUCCUCCUCUGCCAAGUGCUGCAGGCCCCAGUGCACCAGUCCCACCACCACCGCCACUUCCUCCGCUUGCUCCACCUCUGCCUUCUCCCUCAGUCAUCCUGAGUGUGGGUCUGUCAGCUAUUAGAAUCAAGAAGCCAAUCAAGACCAAGUUCCGCCUGCCUGUGUUUAACUGGACCGCUUUGAAGCCCAAUCAGAUCAACGGCACCGUCUUUAACGAGAUCGAUGAUGAACGGGUGCUAGAGGUACUGGAUUUGGAGAAGUUUGAGGAGCUUUUUAAAACGCGCGCCCAGGGUCCAAUUGUGGAUCUGUUGUGCACAAAGAGCAAAGUGGCCCAGAAGGCUGUAAACAAAGUCACCUUGCUGGAUGCCAAUCGCUCCAAGAACUUAGCAAUCACACUGAGAAAAGCGAACAAGACCGCAGAGGAGAUCUGCAAAGCAAUAGAGAAGUUUGACCUGAAGGCCUUACCAGUUGACUUUGUGGAGUGUCUGAUGCGCUUCCUGCCCACGGAAGCAGAGGUCAAGGUGAUGCGUCAGUACGAACGGGAGCGGCGUCCACUGGACCAGCUGGCCGAGGAAGACCGCUUUAUGCUCCUCUUCAGCAAGAUCGAGAGGCUCACGCAGAGGAUGAACAUCAUCACCUUUGUCGGGAACUUUGCUGACAACGUCAACAUGCUCACGCCUCAGCUCAACGCUAUCAUCGCUGCCUCAGGCUCAGUGAAAUCCUCACCCAAGUUAAAAAGAAUGCUCGAGAUCAUCUUAGCACUGGGCAACUACAUGAACAGCAGCAAGCGAGGCUGCGUUUAUGGCUUCAAGCUGCAAAGUCUUGAUCUGCUGCUGGACACCAAGUCUACGGACAGGAAAAUGACGCUGCUCCAUUACAUAGCUCUCAUUGUGAAGGAGAAAUAUUCCGAGCUGGCCAAUUUCUACAAUGAACUGCACUUUGUGGAUAAAGCCGCAGCGGUUUCACUGGAAAAUGUUCUGUUGGAUGUGCGAGAGCUUGGGAAGGGCAUGGAGCUGAUCCGAAGAGAAUGUAGUCUUCACGACCACUCGGUCCUCAAAGGUUUUGUCCAGGCCAGUGACUCACAGCUGGACAAGUUGCAGAGGGACGCCAAGACUGCAGAGGAAGCCUUCAAUAAUGUGGUGAACUACUUUGGAGAGAGCGCCAAGACAACUCCACCCUCCGUAUUCUUCCCUGUUUUUGUGCGCUUUAUCAAGGCUUACAAGGAUGCUGUGGGGGAAAACGAACAAAGAAAAAAGCAGGAAGAAGCAAGGAGGGAAAAGUUACUGGCCCAAGAGGCUAAACAGCAUGACCCCAAGGUUCAGGCCCAGAGAAAGAGGCACCAACAGCAGGAACUGAUCGCUGAGCUGCGCAGGCGACAGGCCAAAGACCAUCGGCCCGUGUACGAGGGCAAGGAUGGCACCAUAGAGGACAUCAUCACAGUGCUGAAGAGCGUGCCCUUCACAGCCCGCACGGCUAAACGCGGCUCACGGUUCUUCUGUGAAGCCAACCUCUGCGACGACGCCAGCUGCUAGCCCCUCCCCCUCUUUAACGCCAAGAUCUGAGAAACCAGCCUUACCUGCGAGCUGAUGCCUUGCUCCGGAACGGUUGGAAGAGACCCUAAAAACCACUUAUUCACCCCUCGUACCACCAACCCCACCAUAAUCCACCUCUCCGUGUUGCCCAAUGGUCAGUCUUGACCCCGAGGCUGCACAUCACAAAGACUGAAAAAAAAAAAAAGAAGUAAAAAAAACAGGACAGAGGCCUUGUUUUACUCGGGUAAUUUAUUUAUUUAUGGAGGCCUUUUUACAGCCACUUUAAAGUGAGGGAAGCACAAAGGAUCAUUCUUCUUAGGACGUCACAUGGAGGACAGGUGAGCGGAGGGACCUCAAAGUGAUCGUCUCAUUCCCACGCAGCUGCACAAGGACAUGGACUACAAGGCAAUCGAGUGGAGACGCUGCCUCUGGGAUGUUUGGGAGACAUUUGGGGAUCCCUCACGUCUUCACAAUAUUGCCACUCGACAUUCCAAUAAGCCCAAAAAAAAAAAUCCAAACGUCUCAUAUUUUUGCCUCAUAUGUGCCUUUGAUGAUGUAAACAGUGUUAUGUCUUCCUAAUAUUUGUGUUGUACUUAACACCUUUCAAGAAUGUAUUGCCUUGUACUAUAAUAUUGGCCUUUAUGAUAGCAAUAUCAUUAUGCAAAAGUUACUUUUUUAAGAAUGUAGAGGGGCGCAAAAAAAGACUUUACAGACUUUGUGUGCCUUUUGGAACACUUUCUACCACUUGCUGAUGGACUCUCAGCCGAUGAGGAUGGACCUUUUUGUUACACUACUUCUUCCUAUGACGACAUUAAAUAUACUGUACAAUCAAAUCAAGAAAUUCACUAGAAAAAUGA
Messenger RNA from Nerophis lumbriciformis (worm pipefish), 4381 nucleotides. It is a transcript of the gene fmnl3, whose product is annotated as formin-like 3. Gene Ontology annotation, cellular component: cytosol. NCBI's taxonomy places the organism in Eukaryota, Metazoa, Chordata, Actinopteri, Syngnathiformes, Syngnathidae. Gene Ontology annotation, biological process: cell migration; cortical actin cytoskeleton organization; regulation of cell shape. Gene Ontology annotation, molecular function: actin filament binding; small GTPase binding. The record is from RefSeq and is a predicted model, not a curated record.